UGGUGGUUUGUGAUGUGCACAAAGCCUGUUGACGACCCUCUGACGAAUUCAACUUAUCCUCGGGUCGUGGGCAUAUAAGACCGCCUACUCCCUGCCGGCAAAAAGCCCUCCAAGCUUCAGACCCUGAAUACCUGGAUCGCCACGACACUGUUCAUCUUGGUCACUACCACGCCACACAAGAACAUAUAGCUUGCUUCACACACAUCAUGGCAACGUCAACGAAUAUGGCUGCUGAUCCAGCGGCACCCAUCCACAGCACCCACAGCACCACUGCAGCUGCAACAACAAAGGAACGUAGCGAUCCCCAGCUCGACAUCAACCUCCCGUACCGCACCCUGAGCCCCAACGCCAACAUGGCCGAGUACACGACCGAGACGGCCCAAGGCAGCAUUCCGGGACCUCCUGCCCCUCCUGCCGUGGCGGCUACUGCCGAUACCAGCAGCAGCGUGGGCGGCAAGGGUGAAAAGCGGUACCAGCUGGUCACCUUUGCUCUCGACGACAAGGAGAACCCCAAGAACUGGUCCAAGGCGUACAAGUGGUAUUGCACCAUGGUCGUCGCCAUGACGUGCUUCGUCGUUGCCUUUGCGUCAAGCGUCGUCACUGCUGACGUCGGGGGCGUGGUCGAGGAAUUCGGCUGCAGCGAGGAGGUUGCGCUGCUUAGCAUCUCGCUCUUUGUCGUUGGCUUUGGCCUCGGUCCCAUGGUCUUCGCCCCGCUCUCCGAGCUCUACGGUCGCCGUAUCAUUUACGGCACCACCCUCCUGGUGGCUGUCGUCUUCAUCAUCCCUGGCGCCGUCGCAAAGAACAUUGAGACGCUCCUCGUCGCCCGUGCCAUCGACGGCAUCGCCUUUUCCGCGCCUAUGACGCUCGUUGGCGGUACCCUGGCUGAUCUGUGGAGGGCUGAGGAACGCGGCGUGCCUAUGGCCGCGUUCUCUGCCGCGCCGUUCAUCGGCCCUGCGAUCGGUCCUCUGGUCGGUGGCUUCCUCUCCGACGCUGCGGGCUGGCGCUGGCUGUACUGGAUCCAGCUCAUCCUCGCCUUCAUCGUGUGGGUGCUCAUCACCUUUACCGUGCCCGAGACCUUUGCGCCCACGAUCCUCGCCCGGCGCGCCAAGAAGCUCCGUGCAGAGACGGGCAAUGCCGAGUUCGUCACGGAGCAGGAUCUCGACACCCGCCCUAUCUCGGAGCGGCUCUCCGUCUUCAUGGUCCGCCCGUUCCAGCUGUUGUUCGGAGAGCUUAUCGUGUUCCUGAUAAGCAUUUAUAUGUCUGUUUUGUAUGGAUUGCUUUACGCCUUCUUCGUCGCAUUCCCCAUCGUGUACCAGCAAGGAAAGGGCUAUUCUGCUGGUAUCACGGGUCUGAUGUUCAUCCCCCUCGCAGUCGGUGUCAUCCUCUCCGCAGCCUGCUCUCCAAUGGUCAACAAGCACUACCGCGGUCUCAUCGCCAAGUACAAGGGCCGCCUCCCGCCCCCCGAGCUGCGCCUGGUUCCCAUGAUGGCGUCAUGCUGGUUCAUCCCCAUCGGCGUGCUCAUCUUUGCCUGGACAUCCUACCCGCACCUUUCCUGGGCCGGUCCGGCUCUCGGCGGCCUGCCCGUCGGCUUCGGCUUCAUCUUCCUCUACAACUCGGCCAACAACUACCUCGUCGACUCGUACCAGCACCAGGCGGCCUCUGCGCUCGCUGCCAAGACAUGCAUCCGCAGCUUCUGUGGCGCAGCGGUCGUCCUCUUCACCGAGCAGAUGUAUGACCGCCUUGGCUACCAGUGGGCCAGCACUCUGAUCGCCGGCAUUGCGCUGCUGUGCUGUGCGAUCCCGUUCUUGUUCUGGCGGUACGGUGAGCGGAUCCGCCGGCGCAGCAAGUACGCGUAUGCGGGUGACGAUGAGGAUGUUGCUGCGGAGAAGAGUGCUGGUGGAUCACCAGUGCUCCGAGAGGAUCACUCGGAUGAUGAGGAUCUGAGGAGGGCGCAGAGUUAUGUCAGCAACCCCUAAGGGCUUUCCUAGCUCUAGGUGGUGUAACUGAGAAUAGAAGCUGAAGGAAAGAAGGGGAAAAGGGGGGGGGGCGUUAUGAACGCCUCCGAAUGUUGGGAGGUGCCCAAAAUCUAUGUUGGAGGACAUGGAUUAGGAAGAUGUUCUAAUUGCUCUUUGAGCUGUAGUUGGAGACUUUAGACUGAUACCCAGAUAUAGACAAUGCUUAAUCAUAGACUUUAAUCACACAUUUUACAGGCUGA
Molecule: messenger RNA, 2215 nt
Organism: Microdochium trichocladiopsis
Lineage: Eukaryota; Fungi; Ascomycota; Sordariomycetes; Xylariales; Microdochiaceae
Product: multidrug resistant protein
Exons: 4
Coding region: 207-1976 (589 amino acids)
Biological process (GO): transmembrane transport
Molecular function (GO): transmembrane transporter activity
Source: RefSeq, a predicted model, not a curated record